Molecule: messenger RNA, 858 nt
Organism: Brassica napus (rape)
Lineage: Eukaryota; Viridiplantae; Streptophyta; Magnoliopsida; Brassicales; Brassicaceae
Product: CBL-interacting serine/threonine-protein kinase 20-like
Exons: 1
Coding region: 151-651 (166 amino acids)
Biological process (GO): signal transduction
Source: RefSeq, a predicted model, not a curated record
UUGUGGAGUUGUGUUGUACGUAUUGUUAGCUGGUUUUCUUCCGUUUCCUCCUGGUUUAGAUGUCCUAACUGGUUUCCUCCUGAGGUCAAGAAGCUAUUAUCUAGGAUUUUGGAUCCUAACCCUAAUUCAAGAAUCAAGAUUGACAAAAUCAUGGAGAACUCUUGGUUUCAAAAGGGCUUCAAGAAGAUUGAAGAGCCUAAAUCGCCUGAUAGUAUGAUAGAAUCUCUAAUGAGCGACGUGCAUGCAGCUUUUGCUGUGCAGCCGAUGUGUUACACUGCAUUUGACCUAAUCUCUUCACUGGCUCAAGGGUUUGAUCUUUCGGGGUUGUUUGAGAAAGAAGAGCGAUCGGGAUCAAUGUUUACGACAAAGAAAGAAGCGAAAGAGAUAGUGUCGAAGUUUGAAGAGAUAGCUACGAGUAGUGAGAGAUUUGAUUUGAAGAAGAUCAAUGUAGGAGUGAUCAAGAUGGAAGAUAGAAGGGAAGGACGAAAAGGACAAGUUGCGAUUGAGGUUGAGAUAUUUGAAGUGACAAAGAGUUUUAAUAUGGUUGAGUUUAAGAAAAGUGGAGGUGAUACGAUGGAGUAUAAACAAUUUUGUGAUCGUGAGCUUAAGCCUUCCUCGAAAGAUAUUGUUUGGAAAUGGCAAGGAAACUAGCAACAAGGAGAAAGAUUGUUUAAUGUGAUAACAUAUGUCUUCCCUAUUUGUUUUUCUUUAAUUUUGUUUGCCUUCUUUUAUUCAUUGUGUGUGAAAUCUGAGACUUACGAUAAUGAAUGAUGCAAUCAUAUCUAGAUUUUCGUGCGUUCAACAUUGACAUAAAAAAAUAAAAAUAAAGGAUAGUAACAGAAGACAUCAUAGAUUUUU